AAUCGGCCAAUACCAUGCACUCCGCCAAUACAUUCGUUUCCAGUCUUGUCCGAAACAACCGAAACCUUUAUUAUCUAUACAAAAAACCGGGAAAUUUCGAGAAUAUUUUUACAUGUGAACACGUUUAGAUCAUUCAGUGCAAUAUUUUGAGAAGAUGAUUUUUUUUUUUUAACGACGCGAUUAUAGGCAACAGCUGACGAGGAGCUGAUCUGAUAAGUCUAAAAAUAUUCUCCGUAGCUCCGGCGUUUCUGUUUUAAUAACCGUUGCGGACAAACGGUUUUCUCUAUGGGCUCUCUCACUUUCUCAGUUUCUUUUUGACGCCCGCCUGUUCUCGUUAUUUUCCGCGGUUGGCUGUUGGCGUUCGCUCCACACAUCGAUACAAGUCGGUUUUUUUCUCCGGUCUCAUUCGACCGUGCGCACAGUUUUCAAUAUUUUAUCGUUACGCGAUUAUACCGAAUUUGAAAUACUCAACACGAUGGCGAAAUCGAACCUCCGGGCCGACAUGUCAAUGUCGUCGAUCGCCGACGCAAUGUCUAAAAUCUCCGCGAGUCCUGAAAUCACGGACUACGUGGACGGAUACGAAAACCCGGUGGCGUGGUACAGGAGGUACAAAGUGCCCCGCGAUAAGAUGACCAACGACGUAUUGUUCGACAACAUCGACAUGAGAGAUAUCACUCUGGCCCAGUAUGAUUCCGGCGACAAGCCGGAGUCCGUUAAAUGGAAAUUGUGAGUAGUUUUUAUUUAUUUUUUUUGCUACCUUUGCGACGACCUCGCCGCGAAUCCGGCUAACAAAACCACUCAUUGCCAUAUGAUCGUUUUACUUUGACUGUUGUAACCCCUACCUAUUCAAAAAUAAGUUUUUUCAUAUACAAUUAGAUUUGCAAUUAGGUAUACAAGUGAAUAAGAGGAGUGGGUGGUAGAGGUUCAAACCUUUUCUGAAAAAUAAAUUCCUGUAAAUGGUUUUUUAAUUUGUAUUUUAAUUUAAAUAAAAAAACUGUUGUUGGUGGGAAGUUGAGAAGGUAGGAUGUAGAGGGGAAUUUAAUGUUUUUAUGUAUGCAACGAUUAAUCAUUGCCAACGAAAAUCUAUUCUAAGCGAAGUCCGGUUAUACAUGUUUUAAAAGGCCUGUUUGGUGGACGGUCCAACGAUUUUAUCCACAGAGUACCAACUUAUCGAAUAAAUAUUACGUAUAGAACUAUCAAAAUUAUAAUUGUCUAUUAAUAGCUCAAAUGUUUUGAAAAUUGUACUAAAAUAUAUAACAUGUAAUAAAUUAUUAUUUAUCUAUAGGUACUUAGUUUUGUUAAUUAAUUGUUACAAUUAAAUUGGAAAAUAUAAAUUAGAAAAUUGAUAAGAAACUGCACCAUUUUGCCACAAUUUUUUUUUCUACUAUCAAAAAUUAUCAACUUGUUUGGUCUUACCGACCAUGGUUGGGCUUAUACACACAGCGAAUAAAAAAUCAAAUUUGAUUUUUAUAACCUUCUCCCCUCCCUCCAUUCGAAACAAAAAAUAUCUAGUCUUCGUUUUUCAUGAAUAAUCGUAGUUGACAAAGACUUGUGACUAUUGAUUACUUAACUAUGCUCAGAAUGCUUGAUGCAUGGAAAAUACUAAAAUGAACCAAUUAUUAAAAAUCAGGCAAUGCCAAAUGCUACAAGACAAAACUGUAGGAUUUUUUUUAAUAUAUAGGUAAAACAAAAAUCAACCCAUUUACUACAUCUGAUUAUAUAUUUUCUAUUACCUUAUGUUACCUUUGAGUUUGUCAUUUUCAUUAAUCCAUAAUAUGGUUUUUUAGUAUUGUUUUUUCUUCCAAUACUUUUCUUCGCAAAAAUUGUUUUUCCCAAUGAUGUUUUUUCUGACAUUUGUAGAAAAAUUUUGAAAACAAUUUAAAGAAAUUCAAAAACUAUUUCAUAAGUAAAUACAAAUUAUUGUUCUCAAUUAAAACAGAAAAUAUUAUUGUAUAUUAAUUAAUUUACAUGGGAAAAGAUAAUUAAAUGUAUUAUCAUUAAAUUUGUUAUAUUUGGAAACAAUGUUUUUAUAUUUUUUCUUCUAAUUUCAGUAGUACCUACCAUAUUACACUUCCUUAAUUUUUCUCCUAGAUUCAGUUCCUGUAGUUUGUAUAUAGUAUCAGCUUGUUCUUUUCCAAGUUCUGCUAAAAAUGUAUAGAUGCUGGGAUUGUGAUCUCCUACAACCACAUAAAAUGAUUAUGCUGUCCUUCUGAUGAAUAAUUAUUCCUUACCAAUUUUUGUUCAGUAAAAAUCUUAAUUGGGAAAACUAUAAAUUGGGAAUAAAAGAUUUGGAAAAAGAAAAUUUUGAUUGUAAACAUUUUUAUUUUAAUAAAUAUCUUGAUUGGGAAAACUAUUGUUUAAGAACGAGUUUGCUAUUUAUAUUAUUUAGUUUAAGGUCCCCGAGGAAAAGUUAGCGUUUUAUUAUAUAAGAUUAUGUAGGUUUACCUACUAUUCAGUUUGUUGGGGUUUUUAAUUGUUUUUUAUUAUCUAGUUAAAUAGGUACCUAUUUCUUUGACUUUUUUUUUAAAUGAAUGUUUUAAAUUAAGAUUUCAUAUUGAAAGUUAUUUAAUAAAUAAUCAAUAUACCUAUGCACCCUACCAAUUAUUUAUAUUAUGUUGUAUUUUAUUAAUACAAUUUUUCUUGGCUUUAUUAUUAUUAUUAUUUUUUUUUUUUUUAGAUUUGGUCACAACACAGUUAUAUGCCAUGAAUAUAUUACCCAAGGAAUAAUGGAUCAAGCUAUAAAAUCAAUUGGUUAUAUGGAAGAAAUUGUAUUGUCCAUUACAGAUAAUGAUGAGUUUUUAAAAUCCAUUAGAAUAGCUCUUAAUCACAUCACAUUUUCAUUGAAAGGUCAUGUGAUGAAGUUAUGUUCACUUGAUACUGAGGUACAUAUGUGUAUAUAGGUAGUAGGUACCUAAUUCUUAGACAUAAUAUUAUUCUAAUGGCCAACAUAAAUAUUUUGGCUAGUAUUUUAUCAUCACUCAGACAAAUAUUGUGUUUGAUUUAUGAAUCAUAAAUGCUCCCCUAAAAGUUAACUGAAUUUCUAAUUUUAACGCAAUAUUAUAUUAUUGUUACCUAUUUUAUUUCACGUCAUUAUUUUUAGUUUUUUUUUCUUCAUAGAAUUUAGAUCGUUUUAUUAUGCUCAAUAAUAUGAAUAUUGUAAAUAAAUCUGGAUUGUUUGGUGUUCAAACAUUUUUCUUUUAUGAAUACGGUUUACCUUGUGCACAUAUUACAAAAGAUUGUGCCUUAAAAGCAAUAUCGAUAAAUGAGGCUGAACCAGAAUGGUACUACUUAUUAGCAAGAGUAUUGACCCAUUGGCAAAGGGUUUGUGGCAGUUCAAAUGAAUGUUCCGAACAGGAAUUUGAGGCAGCUAAAAUGGCUGUUAAACUUGGUAACAAGGAUCACCAUAAGCUGCAUUUAAUUCACAUAUAUGUAAGAAUGAGUAAGAAUGUAAGAACAAAUAAUAAUGACAAAGCCAAUUAUAUAAAAGAAGGAUUAAAAUUACUCAAGUUUGUUUAAUAAAUAACAUUUGUGUUGCUAUGUAUGGGAAAUGUUGAUUUCAUUUAAUUUGAUUUUACAUUUUCCAGAGAGGUAAUGAGUUCCAAUAACGACCUGCUACUAUUGAAAAGUUGUUUAAUCAGUUUAUCAAAAAUGUCUUGUGAUAAAUAUAAUAAUUUGAAUUCUUUUGAAGAUGUUCCUUCAAUCAUAAAAACACUUAUUAAUAAAUUAGAAAAAAGUAAUAAUGGUUAUGUUCACGGAGCUAUUGGAAACUACUAUUUAUUUAAUAAAAAAGUAAUUUGAACAAUGUAAAAUUAAUAUUUUAAAAUAUAUAAUAAUUAAUAAAUAGAGGUAUUCAAUAAAUAAUUGUGAUUUGUUUAAUUUGUAUUUCUAGGACUAUAAAAAGGCAAAUUAUCAUCUUAAAAAAGCAUUUGAUGCUAAAAACUUUGGUUCUUCAAUUGAUUACAUCUAUACAUUUUUUAAAAUGAAUCCUGAAACACCAAUAGUUGAACCAAUGUUAGUAGAUUUGUUAAAAGUAUUUCCUCAUCCUGUUCAUAGAGAGAAAAUUUUGAGCCUAAUUGUAUCUUAUCUUAUUUUAACCAAAGAUGAUAUUAUUCAAGCUCUUAAGUACAUCCCAGCAUUAUUGAAUAUUAAAAACCCUACAUGUGUAUAUAGUCUAAUGGUAAAUUGAAUCUACGAAAAAAAAAAAAUAACACAGUAAAUUAUGAUAUAAAAAGAACGUCUCAAGUAAAAAACGACGCGGUAUUAACCAGCAAGGUAAUAAAUGUCAAACUUAAAAAUCACAAACAUUAGGUUUAAGUCAAUAAAAUUAUCUAACAUAUAAAUAGGUAAAUAAUAAUAAUAAUAAUAUAGAUGGUUAAAAGGUAAAAGAGCAUAAGCAUCACUUUUUUCAAAUACCUUUUUUUUGUAAACAGUGAAAUUCUACAUUGAUUAAUCCAAACUAAACAUUGAUAUCACUUAUUUACUAUUAACAUGUAGUCGUAAACAUAAACAUUAUUAAGUAAAUUGUUACAGGACAUAAGCAUCAUUGUUGGCGAUUAUAUUCAAUAGAACAUCUUUGGUCUGUAAAUGUCAGGUAUAGAAACAAAAUUGGCUCUUAAGCCCCCUUUUUUUAUAGGUGUUGGCUAUAAUUAUAUUAUAAUUAUGAAUAAUUAAUCUACACUAAACGGAUAAAAAUCCAUUAUGUCUCUUAUUAUCCCGGAACGGUUUGUUAUUUGAUGUUCUAAGGUUGUAAUACAAUUUAUUUGAAAUAUUAUGUUUUUCUGCUUUCCUGAAAAAUUUGGUUUUUGGCGCUUACACCCUUUUACCUUCUAACCAUCGUUAUAAGUAUAGUGUACGCUAUAGCUAUUAAAAAAAUUGUGUAUUUAUUUUUAUCUACUUAAAUAUACAUCACAUACCUAAUGUUUUAAGUUUAUUCUAUAAUUCUGCAUGAGUGCUUUCGGAUUUCUGUACAUAUUUAAUAAUAUUAUAUUUACCACCCUCCUCUUAAAAUUAAAAAAAAAAUCCUGGGCUUGUCCUUGGAAUAUUUAACCAUAUGACGGAAUUUAUUUGAUCGGGGGUCAAUAGCUUGCAAUUAACUACUAAUAUUUGUGAUUUUUAAUUAAAAUACAUUUGAGAUUUUUUACCUGUCAUUUAUUUCUGUGUUAUUUUUCACCAAUUAUCUUGUUAAUUAAUACUUAUAUUGAUUUAUUUUAAGGUUUAAUUUUUAUUUAUUGUUUAUUUAGACGCACUCUGUAAAAUUUUCUGAUCAUUAUUAUAAGAAUAUAAAUUUAUUAGAUCUUCUGUCAGAAGAAUUAAAAAAAGCUUUAAAUGAUACAACAUUGACUUCAAUUAAUCAGAAAAGGGUUAUAGAAGUUCAGAACAAAUUAGAAAUGUUCAAUAAACACGUCGGGCAGUUGAUGAAAGAAAAAGAACACAUUUUUGGAAGUGGUUUUAGGAAGGUUACUAAAAAAAAUAAUACUAUAAUAAAUAAGCACCACACAAAUUUGCGAAAUGAAAAGUGGGCCCGCAAUAAUAAUCAAAAGGAUAUAACUCAUGUAAAAAAUUAUAUAAAAAAAGAAGAUAAUUGGAGGACUUUAAAGCCUGAUACAGAUCCUAAAUCUAAUAUUUUUUCACGUGUUGUCAAUAAACAGAUAUCAAAAAAUGAAAUGGAAGUAAAACCACAUAUUAAUGACACUAAAUGAACUUCCAAAUCAAAUUUAA
This is a messenger RNA of Cinara cedri, 5718 nucleotides long. The record is from the annotation of a GenBank genome assembly. Lineage: Eukaryota; Metazoa; Arthropoda; Insecta; Hemiptera; Aphididae.